CCUGCCACCGAUAUUGUAGACUGUACGUACACACACACGCACUUGUGUGGUCGAUGAUGCAGUGUCGGGAGAAUGGGCGGUGAUCAUAACUGAGCACACAAGCGCAAAGACAAGUUGUCGUCUGCGCCCGCUUGAGGCUCAAAUCCAGCGGUGGCUGGUGGACAUCGGGGGGCCGGCGGGGGUGGGGGAUACAUUCGAUAUGGACGUACACGAAAAGUGUAAACUCUCACGCGGGCGCUGAGCAAAGAGGGAGAGCGGAGAGAGAGAGGGGAGAGGGAGCCGAGGGGGACGCGCUGUGUCCACACGGAGCCCUCGAGUUGUGCCGAACAUUCACGCUCCAACCCAUGCCAUGGAAUCGAGGCUCUGCGCGACGCAGACGAGCGAGCGAGCGAGAGUGACACGCGCCUCGCUGUAAUGUUUGCGCGAGUUUAAAUGUCUCACCGAGCGUGCGCGAUGAAGGCGUACGUCUACAGCCGCUUCAUCAUCAUAGCCCCGUGGAUCCUGGUGCUCGUUCUCGUUCUGGAUUUGAACACAGAGCGCAAGCUCAUGAUUCGGCAUUCGAAAGAGCUCUUGGGGCCACCAGAUCCGCAUCCUCCUGCGGCACCUCCAUCGCCACCGCCGUUGUCUUCUUCAUCGUCGUCGUCGUCGUCAUCAUCGGCGUCGUCACCCGCUGCCAUCCCCGUGGUGUACUGCAUCACCCCCACGUACAGCCGCGCCGUGCAGAAGGCCGAGCUCACGCGGCUGGCCAACACGUUCCGCCAGGUGCCGCGCUUCCACUGGCUCGUGGUGGAGGACUCUGGCCAGAAGACGGCCCUCGUGGGCGCCCUGCUGGCCGGCUGCGGCGUGGCGCACACGCACCUCAACGUGGCCACGCCGAGGAGGUUCAAGCGAGCGGGGCAGCCCAGGGCCACGGAGCAGCGCAACGAGGGCCUCAAGUGGCUGCGGAGGAACAGAGCCGCGUCCCGCGACCGGGGGGUCGUGUUCUUCGCGGACGACGACAACACCUACAGCCUGGAGCUCUUCCACGAGAUUCGCAGCGUCCACCAGGUGGGCGUGUGGCCAGUGGGGCUCGUGGGCGGACGACGCUACGAGCGGCCCCUGGUGGAGAGAGGCCGCGUCGUGGGGUGGUACACGGGCUGGCGGCCCGACCGGCCCUUCGCCACCGAUAUGGCAGGCUUUGCUGUGAACCUGGAGGUUUUGCUAUCUCACCACAUGGCCGUGUUCAAGAGGAGAGGCUCGCAGCCCGGCAUGCAGGAGUCCGACUUUCUCAAGCAGAUCACCACCAUGGAGGAGCUGGAGCCCAAGGCAGAUAACUGCACCAAGGUGUUGGUGUGGCACACACGGACAGAGAAAGCUAACCUUGCGAGCGAACCAAAAGAAAACAGGGACAGCAUCAACCCAGAAGUGUGAGCUGCACUGUGACUGCACACGUAUCGUGCACACCCGUCUCAAGUGAACGUACAAACCAAUGGAGUUUUAUAAAACAAUCUAAUGAAGGUUAAAAUGUACGUACGUCC
Lethenteron reissneri (Far Eastern brook lamprey) is the source of this 1517-nucleotide messenger RNA. RefSeq names its product galactosylgalactosylxylosylprotein 3-beta-glucuronosyltransferase 2-like. Gene Ontology annotation, molecular function: galactosylgalactosylxylosylprotein 3-beta-glucuronosyltransferase activity. Gene Ontology annotation, cellular component: Golgi membrane. The record is from RefSeq and is a predicted model, not a curated record. NCBI's taxonomy places the organism in Eukaryota, Metazoa, Chordata, Hyperoartia, Petromyzontiformes, Petromyzontidae. Gene Ontology annotation, biological process: chondroitin sulfate proteoglycan biosynthetic process; carbohydrate metabolic process.